UACGUUGGCCUGCUUACUUAACUGAGGGAGCAAAACUGUGUCAGUAUUUUCACACUGCCGUAAUUUGGCAGGUGAAUUCCGGUGCAGUGUGUGACUCGGCGUGUAAGAAGUAGGGAUGGUCUCAAAUGAGUAAUAGGAGAUGCCGUGCUGUGUUAGACAAUACAGAGUACAGUGACCAGCAGGAAUGAUAUCUUGUUACUAUGGUUGUGGCACCGUAUUGGGUUCAUUGAACACCGACUAAGGUUCACUCACAUUCAAGUCAGCCGGCCGCGAACGAAGGGAGCUGAGGAGGAAUGGUGUUCAGUGAUCAAGACACCUAACUACUUAUGAAGAACACUGAGCAGUGAUUGUGUCGAAUCCUGUCAUUGGUCUGCCUUCUGGUGAAUGCAAGAUGUUGAGACUGGGACUGGCUGUGCGGGGAGCAUUCAGGCAUGUGGCCGGUGGAGCCUCAGUAAGGCAGGCCAGUACCUCAGGUGACAGCCUUCAGCAAACAGUUCUCUACAACUUCCAUGUUAAUCAUGGUGGCAAGAUGGUGGGAUUUGCUGGAUACUCUAUGCCAGUCCAGUAUGGAUCAGUAGGCAUUGGAGCAUCCCACAAGGCUGUGCGGAGCGGCUGUGGGCUUUUUGAUGUGUCACACAUGCUGCAAUGGCGCCUAUGGGGAGCUGACCGGGUGAAGUUCAUUGAGAGACUUGUGGUAGCUGACGUGGAAGGGCUGCCUGAGAACACAGGAACCCUUUCUCUGCUGACCAAUCCAGAGGGAGGCAUAGUGGAUGAUCUCAUUGUCUCUCGCACCAGCCAGAGUCACCUGUAUGUGGUGAGCAAUGCUGGAUGCCGGGACAAGGACCUGGCACACUUGAGGAGCCAUCUGGCACAGUUCAAAGCUGAGGGAGGAGAUGUUCACAUGGAGAUCAUUACAGACCAUGGACUUGUGGCACUCCAAGGACCCUUGGCUGCAUCCAUACUUGAGCCGAUGGUGGAGGGCACUGUGGAAGAUCUGUAUUUCAUGCAUACACGCCCCAUGAUUGUUGCUGGCACCCCGUGCAGGGUGACUCGCUGUGGCUACACUGGGGAGGAUGGCUUUGAGAUAUCUGUGCCUUUAGGCAAGGUAGAAGAAUUGUGCGAGACCCUGCUGGGAUCUGGUGCUGAGCCAGCUGGCCUCGGGGCACGGGACUCUCUCAGACUGGAGGCUGGUCUCUGCCUGUAUGGAAAUGAUAUUGAUGACACUACCACCCCAGUUGAAGCAGGUCUGGCCUGGACCAUUGGCAAACGGCGUAGACAGACAGCAGACUUCAUUGGUGCUGAGAUCAUCCUACGGCAGCUUAAGGAGAAGCCAGCGCGGCGGCGUGUGGGGCUGACCUGCUCGGGUCCUCCUCCUCGCUCCCACUGCCCUGUCCUUGGUCCUGACGGCUCCAAAGUGGGUGAGGUAACCAGUGGCUGCCCAUCCCCAUCUCUUGGUGUUAAUGUGGCCAUGGCCUAUGUCCCAGCAUCCCUUGCAAAGGUGGGCACUGAGCUGACUGUGGAGGUGAGGAAGAAGACCAUCCCAGCCAUUGUCACCAAGAUGCCAUUUGUUAAAUGCAAUUACUAUGUGAAGAAGUAGUGACUCUGCCUGUGUGUGUGUGGUGGCCAAGGGUGAAGGCUCGUGCUUCCUGGCCAGUAAAAAGUGGGUGAAGUUUAUCUCUUGUUUGCUAGAAUGUGUUGGAUAAAGGGAAUAGGAGAUGCAUGUUUGUUUGUGUAUGCGAAUGAUUCAGUUUGUUUUGAGGGGGUAGUGUAGUAUUACUGCUGUGGUGAUGUUCCUUUGUUUCAUGACCUACAUAGUGAGUUGCUGUAUGCAGUGACAGACAGUCAUUGAACAUGACUUUGGUGCUACAUUGAUUGUGUAAUGGUUGUUGAAUCAUUUUCUUAUCAAACAGUAACCUGCAAGACAUCCAAGUAGCAGUAGCUGUCGAUCAGGGUGUAGUUGAGAUAGCAAUGGAAGAAUAUUUUAGUGGGAUUCAAAGUAGAGAGAUUGAUCAGAGCCCUCAAAUGCAAUGCUCCUGGCAAUAAAAGUUAUUUGGCAUGUUCAAAGUAAGAAACACAUUUACACUAAGUUUGGCAGCUUUUAACACUUCAUCACAUUAUUUAUUUAUCAUUUAAGACAAGAGGAACACGAGAGGGCAUAAUGCACACCUGAGAGAGAGAGAGAGAGAGAGAGAGAGAGAGAGAGAGAGAGAGAGAGAGAGAGAGAGAGAGAGAUUGAGAUUGAGAUUCUAUAUCAUGCUGGAAAAAAGUAAAUAAGUUGAAGCAUUUAAAAAGAAGUUUGGAUUACUUAGAGUCUUAAGAAAUUCUUCUUUGCUUGAUGUAUGUGAUGUUCAUUGUUUUCCUGUAAUAUUGUCAGUAAGAUUGAGUUGUUAGACUUAGAUAUGAAUUUUGAAGUUGUGUGAGGACUUAUAAGUGAACAAAGUAAUGGAGUGCAUCAAGAAAGGAAACUGUUGAUGGUUAUAUGGAAAAAUAGUGGCCUUGCAGGGAUGAUUAAAAAAAAAGAAAAAAAUAUUAAAACAUUAUUAGAUAUUGAUUGAUAAUAACCACCAAUCUUAUUAACAUGUUCUUGUGGGCUUAAGAGUUAUGGUCAGGCAUUUAACCUUCCAUUCUCAUGCUGAUUUUUUAACAUUCAGGAGGUAGUGUAAACCUUGGAAGAGUAAUUAAAACAUUGGGCACCAAACCACGAACUGAAUGUCCAAUUUAUUCAACAUAGAUGAUAUACAACAAAAGCAACAAUAACAGCAUAAAUCAUUGGUUAGACAGUAUAUUUAUAUUCCGUUUGUAAUUUUUGUUCUUUACAAAGAAGAUGAAUAAGAUAAAAUUGAAAAGAAAAUGUUUGCAAAUAGAUAUUGUAUACAAUAAUUUUUAUAGCAGUCACAUUUUUCCAUAUCUUCAUGCUCUGCAAUAGGUCAUGUAAAUAUAUAUGUUAUAGGAAGCCAUUUGAGUGUGUGUCUUUUUAUUUCACUGGAAUUAUCAAUCACAUUAGAACAGAAACAAGAUGUUGACAUGUUUGAUUUGUGGUAGGCCAUUCUUUGAUAACACACUACUACAGUUUGUAAACAACAACGAUAAUGAUAAUGAUCAUAAUUGGUAAUAAUAACAAUGACAGUAACAAGAACAUGCAUCCACUCCCUCUUCCAUGGUGAUCAUGUGCAUUAGGCUUGCCUUCAAUUCGUUCAGUUGCAUUCUUUUAAAAGGUCAAGAUUCUGUGUUUUAACCUGUGAAUUAGAAAAGUAAAAAAAUAUAAAUUUUUGCAUUGAAUAUAUUUGUAUUGUACAGUAAUGAUACAUUUCUACAGCGAAUCAGAGAGAAAAAAAAAUACUACCUUUCCAAGUGGGAUUAGCUGUUGCCUUUGAAGGAUGUCUGGUUCCUGACGUUUUCUCGUCCAAAAUUCCAAUGAUAUCUUUGAAUUACAGUGCACUCACUUGAAUGUUUAGGACUCAAAUAUGUUUGAUGAAUUGUGUUUUUAGGAUUUUUGUUACUAGCCAGUAGCCAAAAUGUUUAAUGAAUCAGUCAUGUGUCACUUCCUAAUUCAGCAAGAUUAGAAAGAUCUAUCCCAUAUGAGGUGGAUGAGGCCAAGCACUACACAUUCAUGCCCACACUCUUAGCCUUAAAUCAAAUAACACAAGGAAGCUGACCAAGUAAUGAGAAAUUUUCUGAAGCUCUCUGCUUUAAGAAGAUAAAGUAACACAUUGUCAGUAAGUUUUUUUUGAAGUCUGAUUUACUUUGAAAUGCAUCUAAAUAACAUCUAAGAUCCUAUCCACACAGAUGAGCUUUGUUGGUAAAACGUUGCCUCUUUGUGGGCUAAGUAUGUCAUGCACAUUUAUGUUGCUGUCCAAAUGACAUUGGUUAGGCAGUCAGAGCCUGGUAGUGACUGAAACAGGACCCCUUUGAUACUGAUAUUCACAAAAAUGCUAUUUUACUUUCAACCUCCACUUUGCUUAUGCUGCUGCCAAUUUGCUUAAGUUUAGCUCCUGCAGUACGUGCAUCACAGUCUUUGUACACCUUUGUUACAUCCCACAUACAUGGUUGUUGAUACAACUCUGUUAGGCUCUCAGUUAAUUUUCAAGAUCAAUGUUCCUUGGGCAUGACUGUUUGUUGAUGGUGUGUCAUAAGAAUUGACAGGUCGUAGCCACACACUGUCAGUGUUUGCAUCUGGUAGCACCUUCUUGCCACACCCAACAUUUGACCUUGAUGAGCAACAGGCAAAGCCUCAAUACUUCACUGAGCAGUAAGGAAAAACUUACUCAAAGCUUUACUUGUUUCUCCAUUUCUGAUGUCAGUUUUCCAAGCAAAGCUCUCUUAUAUGGAUGGGGCAUAAGUAACAUCUAUCUAUCCUAAAAAGUUAAUUUGAUGCCUCAUUCAUAAGUGUGAAAACUUUAUCUGGUUUCAGUUUGAUGUUCUGGUUCCCAGUUUUCUUUAGUAGGCUAGCUCAGUGGUAUUUGAUUUUUUUUUGUUUUUCUGCAAGAUCUCUCACUCAUUGGCUUAGUUGAGUCAUAGUAAGGUGAGAAGAUAAAUUUCAUUUUACAAAUGAGACUGGAAACCUGUAGUGCACUCAGAUGGAUGUGCAUGUCCUGCACCUUACUAAAACAGAAGUACACAUCUCAUAAUCACUUGAUUCCAGCAAUGAUGGUAGUUCAUGGCUAUUGUAUUGGUAGUGUCAUGGCAAUAGUAGAAACAAUAGUGAGAGUAGUAAACAAGUACAUUUACACUGGGGUGAUAUGAUGCUUAGAUAUGACAUCAAAUUGAAAUUUAAAAGACAGGAUGAGUCAGUGAACUCUUCAGAUAACUAUAUCAAAGAAGGAACAUAUAAACUCUAGGUUUGCUCAUGAAGGUUGUCUCUCAAUCACUACCAAUAUGUUGUAUGAUUUCAUUUUUGCAGUUUGCUCUAUCUUUUGUGAAUAAGCAUACUGUAAUGGGUGUGUGGCUUAUAUUGAAACUAAAGCUAAGUCAGAAGAAAGAUGUCAGUCACAAGUGUGUUUAUUGUGUUGGGUAUACUAGUUUGUUUCUAGAUGAUGAGAGGACAGUGUGCAUUAAAUGCUAGGCAGGAAUGUAGGAACUACAAGGGUGACAGUGCAUCCCGAUUAAACCGAACCCACUCAGGGUUGGAUGUUUGUCACCUGCUACAUAAAAAGAGUAAAUGAUUAAUUUGUAGAGUGAUUCAAGUAAUUCCAUCAAAGAUAAAGCUAUAAUGAAUUCAUAAUCAGCUCAUUGUACAUGAGAAACCAUAAUUUAUCUCUGGACACCUGUUUGGCAUGACUGCAGCUCCUAUAGAUAGCCACACACCAAGCAGGGUUGUAGAAUAGCCUGGCCCAUUGCAGCAGCUUAAAUACUUUUAUAAUCAGGAGUGAAGGAAGAGAGGAUGAGUACUGUUGUGCCUUUGCUUGUUACUGUGUUGGAAAAUUAAAAAAGAAUUGCCCUGAAGUACAAAGUAGAAGUUGCACUGUAACAUUUAAAAAGCUUGUACUGUGCAUAUCAUAUAUUGAAAUUAUAAUAUAAUGUAUUGGCUGAAAA
This is a messenger RNA of Portunus trituberculatus (swimming crab), 5532 nucleotides long. Its product is annotated as aminomethyltransferase, mitochondrial-like. The record is from RefSeq and is a predicted model, not a curated record. The transcript has 6 exons. NCBI's taxonomy places the organism in Eukaryota, Metazoa, Arthropoda, Malacostraca, Decapoda, Portunidae. Gene Ontology annotation, cellular component: mitochondrion. Bases 392 to 1597 code for a protein of 401 amino acids. Gene Ontology annotation, molecular function: aminomethyltransferase activity; protein binding. Gene Ontology annotation, biological process: glycine catabolic process.